This is a messenger RNA of Racocetra fulgida, 661 nucleotides long. The record is from the annotation of a GenBank genome assembly. Lineage: Eukaryota; Fungi; Glomeromycota; Glomeromycetes; Diversisporales; Gigasporaceae.
AUGGUUGAUCCCAAUAUGGUAUCUGAAUAUGGAAAUAAACUAGAAGCCCGUGCUCGAUGUAUCGCAAAUGAAACAAUUGAAGAAGCCAAGCAAUGUCGAAGUGCCCAAAGGCAAUUAUAUUCUCGCUGGGAAAACGAUGAACAAAUAGAAUUGCGCAAAAAAAAGCAAAAUGAAGCUAAACGUCAAGUUACUAAUGCGGCACGUGUUGAUAAUUAUGAUACAAUACAAUUGCCAGCUAUUGCAACACCACCUACAUUUUUACGCACCCUUUUAACUGAGAAAAGUAUGCAAGCACGUGACUUCCGUAAAAAGAUUCGUAUAUAUAACUCUUCCCUUGCGUUCACUUCCAUUGGUAUUAAAAUCGAUGAUUAUGUUACCAGAACACAUGGUGUAUACAAUUUUCGCAUUCAAGGUGAAUUAUAUUAUCGAAUCGGCUCUAUUAUGCCUGAAACCCACAUUUUAAAAGAAAAUCUAUUACAAGAUUUAAGGAUUGUUAUAGCCAAAUCAAGACAGGGCCUUCAAUAUAUGCCUCCUACUGCUUCAGAAGUUGCUGUUCUUAUGGUCGGAGACGGUCAUGAACUAAAUGACGAACAACAUAUAUCUACAACUACUGUUAAUUCAGAUAAUGCAAGUGAGAUUGAAAUUGACGCUACAAAUGACA